Molecule: messenger RNA, 321 nt
Organism: Heterobasidion irregulare TC 32-1
Lineage: Eukaryota; Fungi; Basidiomycota; Agaricomycetes; Russulales; Bondarzewiaceae
Exons: 3
Coding region: 1-321 (106 amino acids)
Biological process (GO): intra-Golgi vesicle-mediated transport
Source: RefSeq, a predicted model, not a curated record
AUGUCCACCUCCCGUGCCCAGCAGGAAGACACCCUCGAGGCGCAGAACGACCAGCGCCUCGACGACCUCCACUCCAAGAUCAGGACUCUGCGUGCGGUCACCACCGACAUCCACGACGACGUCGAGCGCCAGAACCUCUUCCUCGACGACACCCGGGACACGUUCACGUCCUUCGGCUCCAGUCUCUCCGCCUCCGCCAGCCGCAUGUCCCACGCCGUGUCCCCGCGCGCCGCCACCGCCCUCAGCGUCGCCGCCUACCUCCUCGGCUUCCUCCUCGGCGCCUGGUUCGUCGGCCGCAUCAUCAGCUGGUGGAGCGCCUGA